Racocetra persica is the source of this 3146-nucleotide messenger RNA. NCBI's taxonomy places the organism in Eukaryota, Fungi, Glomeromycota, Glomeromycetes, Diversisporales, Gigasporaceae. The record is from the annotation of a GenBank genome assembly.
CAAUUACAGCUGACAGUAAAGCUGUAUUAGAGGCUAUCGCAGAUCCAUUGGAAUAUUUUCCUCUUCAAUAUAUUUCUCCAUGGAGAAUUGAUUCAUAUCAUGGCGUUGGAUACGAUGCUUAUUCUCAAGUUGAUAGACGGAGAUCGAUUGAUAUAGCAAGAAAAUCAAAAAACAUCUCUAUUACUAGUAAGAUUAAUCUCGUUGUCAAUACUUCAAUCACCGGGGUGCUCGUCUUCUUUCCAUUCUUUAAAAACCUAUCGGACCAAGACUCAGUACCUCCGGAUAGAGAUAUUGAUGGACUUGUUAUUGGAGUCUACGAUACUAUGUAUACAUUUGGAAUGAUCAUGAAACAAUUCCAAGAUGUUGGUUUAGCAAUUAAAGUCAUUGAUCGUGGUUAUAACUCUUCGAUUUAUGAUUCUUCGCAACCAGGCGAAAAGUAUAAGGACGAUUUUGUUGUGGAACGUUCUUCUGUCUUAGCAGAUCGUAACUGGACAUUUCUAUGCGUGCCAACGGAAAACGCAUAUAGUCACACGGUUUCGCAAACCAUGCCUUCAGUAUCUUUGGUGCUUUUUAUAUUAUUUUUUGGAUUAUUAGGCUUUCUCACUUCCAGAUACUUCCGGAAAUAUUUAAAUGCAAGAGACAAGGUUAGCAUACAAGCUCGAAGACUAGGUAGAACUCAAAAUUUAUUAAAAGCAAUUACAGCUGACAGUAAAGCUGUAUUAGAGGCUAUCGCAGAUCCAUUGGUUGCACUUAAUGCCAAGGGUGAGAUAGUUGGUGCCAAUAAACACGCGCUUCGUUUAACAGGUUAUUCUCCUGAUGAUAUUAAAGUUCAAAACAAGAUGCACGUAAACCAAUUGCUGAUUCCCGUAGUCGAAACUCCAGCUGAAGAACGGGAAAUUUCAGAUUAUGAUCCAAUGCAAGUACCAGUUCGUCCUGGCAUGCGUGACGUUAUGGCACGAAGAAAAGAUGGAACUUGUUUUGAAGCUGAGGCAAAUUUUUCACAACAAGUUGUGGAACAAAAUUACUUUACCCAAGUAGUAAUGUUUAGAGACGUGAGUUUUAAAAAAGAACAUGAAAGAGCUGUCAUUGAGGCGAAAAAGGAAGCUGAAAUGGCUAAUCAAUCUAAAACAGAGUUUCUUUUCUUUUUAUGUCAUGAGAUCCGUAACCCUAUACAUGCUAUCUUUGGGUUUGCUGAAAUGUUAAAAAAUUCAUUCAAGGAAAAGGAGCAAGAAGAAUUAGAUUACAUUAUGUCAGCGGGAAAAUUUUUAAGUUUUAUUGUUAAUGACGUUCUUGAUCUUACGCAUUUAACUAAUCCCAAUCCGUAUGAGAUAGAAUUAAAAUGUGAACCGUUUGAUCUUCAUAUUUUGAUACCAAAUGUGGCAAAGAUUCAAUCAGUUGAAGCAGCGAAUAAAAAAAUCAAGUUAAAAACAAUCAUACAUAGUGAUAUUCCACAUAAUGUAUAUGGAGAUGCUCGUCGUAUAGAACAGGUCAUUAAUAAAUUGAUAGCUCGGUCGAUCGAGGUUGCACCAGAAGGUGGAAUUAUCGAAUUAGAAAUACAAGCUUUACGGUUUCAUCGUACACAUGGUGUAUUGUUACGUUUUUCGGUAAAAGAUGAAAGUGAUGGUUUAUCUUCAGAUAAUGAAAUAUCAGAAUUAUUUAAACCUUAUUCUAAAACAAACUCAUCGAUAGGCUCUAGAUUUCAUGCACAAGGUCUCUCAAUGGCGCUAGCACAAGCUAUUGUUAAAGUUAUGGGAGGGAAACUUCAUGUUGAUAAAUCUCAAAAAAAGCAACCCGGAAAUCGAGUGUGGUUUGACAUUUGGUUACGAACAGAUGAUAUAAAUAUACGGAAUAAUCUCCAUCGUGGAUCUUUGGACGCUACAUAUAGCACUAAUUCAAUUGAUGAAAUGGAUCAUUCGCUAGAAACAGAUUCAAUCAAUGAAUUGAAAGUACAACUUCGUGGUUCAAAGAGUUUGUCAUUAGCAAAAACAAACCGUCCUGGCCGUCCUUAUAAAAGUACAGUUAGAAGAAAACGGAGGCAACCUUUACCUAAUGGUGAAGAAUCUGAUGAUGGCGUAGUUAAAGGGGGUUUCUUUCAACGUAAGGGGUCUAUUAUCCUUGGGUUGGAUAGAGCUAGUUCUUCCCAUCAAAAUAACACAAUUAUGAAUGACAAAGUAUCAUUUUCAGUUAAUGAAGAAUCAACGAACAAUUCUAUUGAUAAUACAAUGUCAUCUACACCACCUCCCAUAAUAACUUAUUAUCCUGGUGACAAAAAUCAGAAUGAUUCCGAAAACCUACAUGAAGUGAUGAAAUCUAAUGCUCCAUCUCUUCAUGACAACACCUCAUUAUUAAUAUCUACAAAACUAAAGAACGAUGCACCUACAGUAACGCCACCUAUAUCACCUACAUCUUUAAACACUCAAAAUGCAACAUCUGGACAACAUUCUGUCGUUAUAGAUGAACAUUCUAAUCAACAUUUAUACAUUAGCUUUCAUAACUCACCAACUCAAAUAUUAUCACCAACGAAUACAUCACUCACGCCACCGUCAUCAUCACAUGCCGCACACCUCCCAUUAUCAAAUGAUUCUGAUAAAACACAUACUACACCACUUCAAACGGAAAAUAGCACAAUAGUUAGCAGUAAUGUAAAUACUACACCAUCUAUAGCAUCUCUUCCUUCAUCAACAUCACAAACUUGUCAAGUGGAACAACCAUCACCACGAACAUUAAAAGUGCUACUUGUUGAAGAUAAUCUUAUAUGUCAACGAGUAACAUCUAAAAUGCUUAUACGUAAUAAUUACAUCGUGGAUAUUGCUAAUAAUGGCAAAGAAGCUAUAGAUAUGAUUGAGGCAACAAUGAACACGAAAGGCUAUGUUUGUAUAUUGAUGGACAUCAUUACACCAGUUAUGAAUGGAUACGAAGCUACAAAAUUACUGAGAAAACGAGGUGUAGACAUUCCAAUAUUAGCAUUGACAGCUAAUAGUUUUAGCAGUGAUGUUAAAAAGGCUCUUGAUGUUGGAAUGGAUGCGUUUUUAACAAAACCUAUUAAAGAAGGAGAAUUAAUUGUCGCAAUAAAAAAAGAGAUUGAUAAAUACGAAAGUCGACAUAAUAUUCAUGAUUCAGAAGAGAUCAACACUAUAACAUCAUGA